CUUUUAUUAGAGUAGUAGCCGGAUUAGUAAACAUCCACAAAAUUAAUAAGAGAAAUUUUAAAUUUUGAAGCCUUAUCAUCAUGGAUGUUUUUAUUCUUAUCUCUUAUAAUCGAUAGUAUACCAAGCCCAUUUUACCAUCUCUAACGGGACCCAUUGUUUACUAUUAUUUUUGGCCAAACAAGAGAAAUUAAGCAAAAAUGCCGCCGAGUAAGCUAGAUAGUCUUUAUCGGCGCAUGCUGAUAACCAGGUUCUUCGAAAAAGGAUGGGGCAAGCCCGAAAAUCUACGCAAAGUAUUUCAGUUCCGAAAAAUAAUAUCUAGUAGGGAAUCAUGUUUCAAGCUUGUGCCCCGCGAUUAUCCCGUGGAGAUAACCAAAAAAGAAAUCAGCGGCGAGAGCACCCUAAUAGAAGGCCAGUUCCUGACCCCCCUUGAGUUGCACUUGCCCGGCGUUGUUCCAAAAGCAUCACAACAAGCCCACUUUCAGCUCUUGAUACCGAACAAGUGGAAGAGUGAGAAGCACAAGCCAGUAUGCAUUCACUUGGCCGGAACCGGUGAUCAUUUUUUUUGGAGGCGAAGAAACUUUGUGGCGAAACCCCUGCUUAAAGCGGCCAAUAUAGGAUCUAUCAUACUGGAAAAUCCAUUUUAUGGACUGCGAAAACCCAACGACCAAACGCGAUCUAAUCUGCAUAAUGUCUCGGAUAUCUUUGUGAUGGGUGGAUGCCUCAUUCUCGAAUGCCUUGUGCUGUUGCAUUGGUGUGAAAGGAAUGGUUUCGGCCCUCUGGGUGUCACUGGACUGUCCAUGGGGGGACACAUGGCAUCUUUGGCAGCCACCAAUUGGCCAAAACCUUUGGUACUUGUGCCCUGCCUAUCCUGGUCCACCGCCUCAGCAGUCUUUACAACUGGUGUCAUGAGCCAAUCCAUCAACUGGGAUAUGUUAGAAACGCAGUAUUUUUCCGAUGGACAGUACCGAGAACGUCUCUCCAAAAUGGUCACUGUGAUAGACGAUGCUUUUUCGGCCGGACAAAGUUUUAUCAAGAACUUUAACCAGUCUCUGCACGAGCUGAAAGAAGACAUUAGUGACACGAGAAAAAUCCAAGAGCAUGAGAGAAAUACCAACACCUGUGGCGACAUAUAUGAAACACAGGCCGCCAGCAGCUGCUCCCCAGAUGCCGACAGUUCAAUAUUCUUAACCAAGUCACUGAAGAACUCCAAGCUCGACUCUGACAACCUAACCAUAGAUAAUAGUAAACAGGACCUCAGUCAAAAGGUUGAUGGCAUCGACAAAGACGCCCUGCCUAAGGAGUCGACAAAAUCAACGUUGACAAACUUGAUGAAAUUUAUACUCCCGCUGUCGGCGCAGAACAAAUCGGAUAAGAUAGACAUAACCAAGACGAACUGGUGGGAGAGGGAGGCGUUGCAGUUCAUGCGCGGCAUGAUGGAUGAGUGCACCCACCUGAAAAACUUCUCUGUUCCGUUCGACACCUCGUUAAUAAUUGCGGUGUGUGCGAAGGAUGAUGCCUAUGUGCCGCGAGAGGGCUGUUCCAGUCUCGAGGAUAUAUGGCCCGGGGCAGAGGUGCGCUAUUUGGAUGCUGGUCAUGUGAGCGCCUAUGUUCUGCACCAGAAAUUGUUUAGAUCCUGCAUCAUCGAGGCCUUUGACAGGGCCAAGGAAGUAUAUGGCAAGGACACGGGUGAAGACCUCAAAUGUGAUAUUACCUAUCAGCAAUUGUUACAGAAAUAUGACAAAAAUAUUAGUUAGGACAAUCAAUUUAGGGAAUUAAAUAGUAAAACAUAAUAAAUAAUAUGUUGCCAUAUAA
Molecule: messenger RNA, 1812 nt
Organism: Drosophila serrata
Lineage: Eukaryota; Metazoa; Arthropoda; Insecta; Diptera; Drosophilidae
Product: cardiolipin-specific deacylase, mitochondrial
Source: RefSeq, a predicted model, not a curated record